Messenger RNA from Corylus avellana, 552 nucleotides. RefSeq names its product protein DSS1 HOMOLOG ON CHROMOSOME V. The record is from RefSeq and is a predicted model, not a curated record. Lineage: Eukaryota; Viridiplantae; Streptophyta; Magnoliopsida; Fagales; Betulaceae. Gene Ontology annotation, biological process: proteasome assembly; double-strand break repair via homologous recombination; mRNA export from nucleus. Gene Ontology annotation, cellular component: proteasome complex; proteasome regulatory particle, lid subcomplex.
AAAAAAUACUCGGGAACUCAAUUCUUCUAUUCCUUAUUUUCCCGCAUAGAAGCCGAAUCCAAGCGCCUUCUCCCCAAUACGUUCAUUUCUCAUUUUAGACUUCCAGACGCCAGUGCGCGUAACAAAACCAGAACGUUCUAGGGAUUUCAUCUGAGUUUUCUCUCUCUGAACUAGUUUGAGCUUUGGCAAUGGCGGCGGAGCCCAAGGCAGCGACUGAGGAGGCAAAGGUCGAUUUGUUCGAGGACGACGAUGAGUUUGAAGAGUUCGAAAUCAAUGAAGAGUGGGAGGACAAGGAGGAAGGAAAACAAGUGACACAGCAGUGGGAAGACGAUUGGGAUGAUGAUGAUGUUAAUGAUGACUUCUCUCUGCAGCUGAGGAGGGAAUUGGAGAACAAUACGGAGAAGAACUGAGCUAAAAGUUGCUUAUUCUCUAGCUGCCCUUUUUCAAAUCUUAGUGUAUGCACGUUAUAUUGCUCAAAGCACCAUAAGAACUUGUGUGAUGAAUCUUUUGAUCCCUAUAACUAUCGAAAUUUACCCCCAAGGUUAGCUUAUU